This is a messenger RNA of Nicotiana tabacum (common tobacco), 387 nucleotides long. The record is from RefSeq and is a predicted model, not a curated record. Lineage: Eukaryota; Viridiplantae; Streptophyta; Magnoliopsida; Solanales; Solanaceae.
AUGUCGCAAGCUAGAUGUUCAUCACAGAUUAGGUGUCGAUGUGGCAUUAUAGCCAAGCAUUUCACUUCGUCUACUCCAUAUAACCCUGGAAGAAAAUUCUACAAAUGUUCGAGGCCCAAGGCUAAUUCAUGUGGGUUUUGGGAAUGGGAAGAUGAAAUCUUCCCGCGAAGGGAUUGGACUAAUAUUAAAGAUGUAACAUCGUCGAUUGAGGAGAUUAAGAUGAAAAUGGACAAAUUGAACGAAGAAGUAAUUGUCAUGAAGGCUAUACACCAAUAUGAAGUGGAUAAAGUUGUCAAGUUGGAAGAUAAACUUGCAAAGACAAGGAUGUUGCUUAUGAUUUCUUGGGGAUUGUUUAUUGGUUAUUUUGUGGCCUCGAUGAUGAAGUGA